GAAAUUAGGUAUUACAAUGCUGAUUUAUAACAAAUACGAUAUCCAAUUCGUCACUGAAUUCCCAUGUUUUUUGGGAUACCCUGUCGUUAUCUCUACCAAAUCAUAUAUUAGAUCUUAAUCCAAAAAUCCACAUUCAGAGUACGAGAACUCGUAAUAAUUAAAUACAUUUUUUGCAGGCUGUACAGUGAACACUUUAAUGCACAUGAAAUAAACGAUAUUUUGUAAAUAUGUAUAUUGUACAUUGUAAAUUGCUCAUUGUCACUUAUGUUCAUUGUUUUUUUUUCUAUUAAACCAUUUUCUUGUAUAUGUUACUACUUUCAGAUUCAAACUAAUAAAACCAUGAACACUACUAGACCUUGUGGAUGUAAAGGGCAUCGUAGCUGUGCUGUUUGUGAAGCUGACUUUGGUAUAGUGGGUGCUAAACCUGUCUGGCUGGAUAAUAAAGACAGAAUUUAUUAUUAUGACUUGGGAGGAGACAAUUUAAAGAUUGAAACACUUGGUUUGAGUGGUCUCCAGGUUAUCCCAGAAUUCAUAUCAAAGGAGGAGGAGAUCGCAUUAGUGAAAGACAUGGAUGCACUGCCCUGGGAUAAAUCUCAGUCCGGGAGAAGGAAGCAGAACUAUGGUCCUAAAACUAACUUUAAAAAGAAAAAAGUUAAAAUUGGAGAGUUCAAAGGAUUUCCACAAACCACAAAGUAUAUUCAGGACCGUUUCUCAACUGUUGAUUUGCUAGCUGGUUACCGUACUGUUGAACAAUGUUCCAUUGAAUAUACUCCAGAGACUGGUUCUUCAAUAGAUCCCCAUAUUGAUGAUUGUUGGAUAUGGGGCGAAAGGAUUGUUCAGCUCAACCUAUUAUCCAGUACAUAUCUUGCACUUAAACCUUACACAGGGAAUCAUGACAGAUACAAUUUAAAGGAUGUUGAAAGCUAUCCUGCGACUAUACAUAAUGGGUCUGUUGUACAUAACCCAGUUGUUGGCAAGCUCUUCGAUAAACCAUACACUUUCAGUCGUAAUUACAAUCAGCAAGAAAAGACUGGAGCCCAUACAUACAUAGAAAACAAUGAGAAGAAAGACCCUGAAAAUAAAGUGAAAAACACAGACCAGUCGGAGUUCAUGGUCAAGAUCCCUCUUCCACCAAGAUCAUUGCUGAUUAUGUAUGGAAAUUCCAGAUAUGAGUGGGAGCAUGCAGUACUUCGACAGGAUAUAUCGGAUAGAAGACUAAUAAUUGCUUAUCGUGAGUUGACUCCUCCUUACCUGCCUUCAGAUGAGGGUGUUGAAAUUCUAGAACAGGCAAAUAAAUUUUGGUGAGACCGUUUUCCCAUCUACAGUGCUCAUAUAAAUAUGCAUCAAAUGAAUGAAAAACUUACCAAAUGUGAUUUUUUAUUAUGAAUUAUAAUUUUUUCUUAUAUUCCUAUGAUUUAUUAAAUAAAUAAAAAUAUGA
This is a messenger RNA of Eurytemora carolleeae, 1438 nucleotides long. RefSeq names its product alpha-ketoglutarate-dependent dioxygenase alkB homolog 4. The transcript is spliced from 9 exons. The record is from RefSeq and is a predicted model, not a curated record. Gene Ontology annotation, biological process: oxidative demethylation. The coding region runs from base 265 to 1305 and encodes 346 amino acids. Lineage: Eukaryota; Metazoa; Arthropoda; Copepoda; Calanoida; Temoridae. Gene Ontology annotation, molecular function: oxidoreductase activity; demethylase activity.